Messenger RNA from Phaeodactylum tricornutum CCAP 1055/1, 831 nucleotides. RefSeq lists its product with no specific name. The transcript has a single exon. Lineage: Eukaryota; Bacillariophyta; Bacillariophyceae; Surirellales; Neidiaceae. The coding region runs from base 1 to 831 and encodes 276 amino acids. The record is from RefSeq and is a predicted model, not a curated record.
AUGAUUCUCCUGAAAGCACUGGCGUGCUUGCUCAUCCUGCUCGCAACGUGUGUCUUCUAUACCGACGCGUGGAUAUUGUCAGGCCCAGAGCCGAAACGAAAGCGAAUUCCCUAUCGUGUGUAUCUGGAUCAUCUCGACCCGUCCAAACUAAUUAUCAACGACGAAUCAUCAUCGCCUUCGUUCCGAAGCGAAAUCGCCGAUGGCAAACACAAGAACAGUUGCCGGAAGCUGGAUCUCUCGUGGACACACAAUGACGUUCUCUGGAAAAUCCGACCGCCACCGGAGACGCCGUGGUACCAGCACAUCCUGUUGCGAUUCGCCGCCAACGGCAUUCGCCUGGAUUGCGCACUCAAAGGAGCGCCCGAGCCGUUAUUGCUGUGUCCUAAAGGAGGGCAGGCCGUGCUGGAAGCUUGGACGAAAGACGGUAGUACCAAAGUCGGACGCUUUGGUAUUACAACCGAACCCGGACCGCUGACUCCACCCAUUCAAGAAACUGUCCAGACUAUCUACGGUCUAGACGCAAACGUUGCUGUACGGACAGCCGCUAUCAUUUACAUGUUCGUCGAAGAAGACUUUCGAAAGAGAGAUAUCGGGGUAUUGGCGUUGCAGGUCAUUUCGCUUAUUCAUGCCUACCAAGGAUGCGACUUUACGGUACUGGUCGCCGAUGACAAGGGUAGUGGCAGACUGAUAGAGUGGUACGGACGAAAUGGCUUUGCAUUGGCGCCAAAUCUACAAGACAUCAUGGGCAGUCCUGAUAGAAUCUAUGGUACUACCAUGAUCGGACCGACCAACCAGACGCUGCCCUACGACUGUCAAAUCAAGUGGUGGUAA